Nematostella vectensis (starlet sea anemone) is the source of this 8335-nucleotide messenger RNA. RefSeq names its product HEAT repeat-containing protein 1. The transcript has 46 exons. Bases 247 to 6960 code for a protein of 2237 amino acids. NCBI's taxonomy places the organism in Eukaryota, Metazoa, Cnidaria, Anthozoa, Actiniaria, Edwardsiidae. Gene Ontology annotation, biological process: positive regulation of transcription by RNA polymerase I; maturation of SSU-rRNA from tricistronic rRNA transcript (SSU-rRNA, 5.8S rRNA, LSU-rRNA). Gene Ontology annotation, cellular component: small-subunit processome; 90S preribosome; t-UTP complex. Gene Ontology annotation, molecular function: snoRNA binding. The record is from RefSeq and is a predicted model, not a curated record.
AUCUGAAGAGGAUGGACCAUCUGAAGAUAGAUGUCAGAGCAUCCUUUUAUUUGAUUAUCCCCUGGCCUUGCAUCGCUAUUGUUUUAAAUAGGCUUCCAAGUCCCUAUCCCGAAGAUAUUUUUUAUUUUCAAAUUUCUGCACAUUCGUAUUUGUUGGACUUUUGGGCUCUGAAUCCCUACGCUACCUACGAGCUAAAAACACAAAGCUACCCUGGGUUUCAGAGGCUGAAUAUCCGCUUUUCCCAGCAUGCUAGGGUUCAAAUGGGCUGUCGUCGUAAUUCUCGCUUCGCUCGAAAAACUCAUAAAAUCUCGCUUCGCUCGAAAAACUCUCGGAGCCCCUGGUCUCCAGGGUAACACAAAGCAAGAGCAACGGCAAGAAUUCCAACACCGUCCAGCUAUAUUUGGUUUUCCUGUGGUAAACCAAGGACGACUGUGUAACCGCGCGAUCGCGGUUGCUGCACGUGCUUUGGACAAGAUGUCUUCUCUCGCGAAACAACUAAAACAGCUACAAAUUCCGGCUCAGUUAGCCAGUCCUGCCACACAGACACAGAAACAAAAAGAUUCGUUACUCUUUACAGGGCGCGAGGCAGCAGAUAUUGAUAAUGAGACCGUCUUUUCUAUCGCGAGAAACGGCCUUGACGAGCUUGAACUAAUUGAAGCUGGAUUCAAGAAUUACGAAGAGACGCUCUUCAAUGAAGUAUUCAAGAAAACGGAACGCUCUAUCCAGUCGAAAGAGUUUAACGAGCGGCUGAACCUUCAAAUAGCUAAAUUCCUUAAGUUAUUAUCACCGUAUUUUCUCCUAAAACCGGCUCAGAAAUGUUUAGAAUGGCUUAUUCGAAGAUAUCGCGUUCACAUCGUGAACGUGGACGAACUUGUGGCGUGUGCGUUGCCUUACCACGAGACUAAUCUAUUUGUACGGGUUGUGCAGCUUCUUAAAAUACGCGAUUCCUCUUCAAAAUGGCACUGGCUAUUGCCUUUGCAGAAAUCAGGGAGCCCGUUGGCCAGAACUACGCUUCUUAACCGUUGCAUUUCGGAUUUAUCUUUCUUGGCACAGAUUUGUGAGAUGGUAACUUCUGGGGUUGAGUCUGGCUGUCCCAUCUCUUGUCUCAGAGUGCUUUUUUCCUUCUAUGCCUCCACUUUGGUUGGUGUUUUGGAGAUUGUAGAUAAGGUAUCAGAGGGAAUAAUCACCAGGUUACUGCCCAAUAUUAUUGAAGGGCUGAAGUCUAGAAUAUCGGAAUACAGAGCAGCUUCUUAUAUGAUUGUUGCUCAGUUGUGUUUAAAGUGUACACUUGAUAGAAAGCUGUUGAAGUCUCUCAUGGAACAUUUAUGCAAGCAUCUUGGUCCAGAACUUGUAAAUGAAGGUCUUUUAUGUCUGACAGCCAUGUGUCAGACCCAGGACUUGAUUGAAUUGUCUAGAAGAUCUUUCAAGUCCUUGACAAGAACUCCAAAUCUCCCUCAGCAUUUGCAUGGUCUUACCAGCUCUCACAACAUGACAGCACUCUUACAAAUUGUGAUCCCUCAACUUGUGAGUGGUGUUGUAGCUGAAAGUCUAGAUGUAGAUAAUGCACAGAAAUGUCCAUUAAUGGACAUUCUUAUCUGCCUCCUGAAAGAUCUUCAGCUUGAAAGUCACAUUGUAAAGACAGCAUCAAGAAAACUGCUUGAGCAAUACUGCGAAGAAAGAAGUAAACACAAUGACAAGUCUUCCAUUAAAAGAUUAAACAAUAAAUUAAAAGCUCUUCCCCAAAUUCUUGAGAAACGUUAUCCAUCAGAGCUAGAGAAGGCCAUUGAGGAGUAUCUAGAGGACCUCAAAGCAACAGGGGAAGGAAGUGAGGAUGAGAAAUACCCUAAAUGGACCCUAGAGUUGAUGUCUCUGGCCCUCUCUGGCUUACAAUCACAGAUCAAUCCAGACUCCAGGACGACAUUAACAUUAAGCCUACACCAUCCAAAUACAGAUAUCAGGGCAAAAGCUGUUGAUCAUUUGUACCAGAUGCUCAAAGAACACAAGGGGGUGUCCCAGGACAAAGAUUUCCUGCGAGGUGCUCUCUUGUCCAGGCUGGAGGAUGAUGAGCCUUCUGUUGCAAGUGCUGUUCUGGACAUCGGAAAAACAUUGUUGGACUGUGUGCCUACUUCAGACUUGGUUGAGAAGCUUUUUCAGCUUGUAAGCAAAACAGGAAAAGAAUGGAAGGAAGUCUCUAAGAAGGCGGUCUCUAUCCUGUGUGGUCCUUAUCUAACUGCUGACAAUGCUACCUUACUUGACACUGUGGUGUUUGGACAGAUUUCGCUGUUCUUCUCUCAUCCAAAAUCACACCAAAGCCCAGUAGAUCUUGCUCUGACAAUCUCCAAAUCAGAUGUUGCCAAAAGACAUCUUUUACUCACAGACCUGAAAACCCUGAUCAAGGAAAAAGAUUGGAAAGCAGCCAAAGACAGCUCUGAUCAUGAUGCUCAUGCUGUCGCGAACAGAGCACUUGCUUCAUGGUUAGGGGAUCAGCUGGUUAAACUGACUCAAAAACAGCAACUAGAAAUGGUGACCAAGCUUAUUGAUUACUCCAAAUCACACCCAGCGGACUUUGCAUUCAAGGUCACAUUGGGGAACAGCCUUGGACGACUAGUUUUCAAGGCAACACUUACUGACAAUGAUUUGUCAUUGUGUGAGACUAUCCUCAGCUUUGUAAAGGAGUGUCUGAAGGGUGUUAUGGAGCUAAAACCAUCUCAGCAGAAGUUUCAUCUGGACAUUCACCUGUCUGAUGAUGGUAUGGUUCCAAAGAUUUUGCUGUCAGAGUACAUGUCUCUGAUGAGAAGGAACAAGUCCAAAAAAAUGGCAAAUAUCAGGGCAUCCAUGAAUUUGUGGGUACUUGGAAACCUUAUACGAAACAUGCCUGUGUUCAAGACAACAGCAAAAGGGGCAUGGUGGAACAUUGAAGAGGAGAGUUCUUCUGAACUCAUGUACUCCAAGAUCCUGCUAUCUGUGUUUGAAAUGCUUGCUCCUGCUUCUGGUACUACCUUGCCGAUUGCUCAUCAGGACAUCUUCAGACAGCUUCUACAGGUGUUUAUUCAGCAUCAUCUGCCUGAUAAGCUGACACUACUGCAUUUCUUGGCCAAUGUGUGGUCCAGUAAAACUGUUGCCAGCCCUGCCACGCUACAAGUCCAGAGUCUGCACAUUGGCGCAGUGUGCCUUAAAGUGAUGGGCAGCUCAGAUGUCACUCAUAUCCUUGAGAAAACAGACACAGUCGUGGUAUCUUUGCUGGUGCCUCUGUCUAGCAUGGUGGCACCCAUCAGGAAAGCAGCUGUGGAGUGUGUGCGGGGACUUUAUUCUACCGCUGAGAAGAACCUGUCCGGGCCUGUGGGGGUGCUGAUAGCAUUGUUGGCAGAAAAUGCAGAAGAAAUACAAGCAGACCAUGCUCAAAUAAAAAGGCUUUUUGGCAGCACGCUUUCCCUUCCUGAAUCCAAGAGUCCAAAGGGUAAAUCUAAGAAGAAAGCUGAACAAAAGACUGCCUUGCUGGAGUAUGUUGUCCGUCACGCUGUCAGUGCCAAUACUCCAGUGCAUGUCCAGAUAGCACUUCUCAUAGUGCUCACAGAAGUUGUAAGUCAGGAAAUGGUACAUCUGUGCCUGCCAAGGGUUCAAGAUCUCAUGAAAAAGGCCCAAGAGAAAAGAUCUCUAAACUCUGACGAAAGUAUCUGCCUACAACAUUUGACCAAGAAGUUCACCUAUGUGGCCGCACCCCUUCUGGAAUCUGAUCCGCUUUGCUUGCAGCUCUUGGAGGGUCUCUUUUCGCUUGGAGUGACACUCUGUCCUGGGCACCCAGCUCCUGCCAUGUCAAUUCUGGACCAGUUGGAUGACAAAUUCUUCCAAGUGAUUCCAGCAGGUGUUGUACAGCAAAAGGUUUUAGGGAUGCUCCUAGACCUUCAUCUCAGCAGCACAGAUGUCCAAUUAACAGCCAAGACUAAGGAUGUGCUUAAUGUGAUUGUGCUCAAGGCCGAGCAGGUAAUAGAAGAACUUAGCCAACUAAAAGCACAACCCAAGACUCCAAAGCCUAAAAAGCAAAAAAGGAGUGCCACCCAGGAGGAAACAUCAGCAAAAGAGUUGAAAUCAUGGCAAAGAAUCACCACUAUCCUGGAACUGUUACAACACAAGAGUAAUAUCACAGACAGGGAGCACAUGGUGCCCGUACUAUUUGCCUUGCUGGCAAGAUGUGUUGAGAGAGAGAUACCAGAAGAAGCAAUACCAGACUACAUCACUCAACUGGUGCUAGCAGAGAUCCUCAACAUUUGUCUUAUUUUACUGUCAAACAAAACUCCAGAUGCAGUUCCUGAGAGCCAGUUCAAUGUGGAGCUUGUGGUGCAGUGCAUCCGUGUGUCAGAAAACCCACAGACUCACCAUCAGGCCCUUCUCCUUUUGUCAACAGCAGCCAAGCUCUACCCAGAGAAGGUCCUUCAUAAUGUAAUGUCCAUCUUCACCUUCAUGGGUGCCAACCUCCUCCGCCAGGAUGACAGCUACAGCUUCCAGAUUAUCAGCAAGACUGUGGACACAGUCAUCCCAGCCCUGAUACAGGCUGGUGAAAAACAGAAGCUACCCAAGUUACAGUCCAAGGGUACACCACCAGCAACCUUAAAUGACAUUGUCGUCAUGGUGAUCCGGGUCUUUGUAGAUGCAUCACCCCACAUGCCAGAGCACCGCCGCUUACCAGUGUUCACCCACCUAAUAUCUACUGUUGGUGCCGAGAGGCACCUGCAUGCUGCAGUAGCAUUAUUACUAGAGAGCUACAUAGUGCACCCUGCUCAGCCUGAUGACGAGGGUGUCAAGCAUUCUCCUCUUGAUAUUGACUUCUGCAUUUCACUUUGUCAAGAGUUUGACCCGUCUGUGCAGGCUGAGGGAAUGCUGAAACUCGUGAAAUAUCUUGCACAGCUCCCUAUGGAAAAACCAGAAGGUCAUCACUACCAUCCCCGCAGAAGAAAGUCAGCCCCCCUCUUCAGUGGUCCCACCCCUCUAUUUGAUGUCCAUGUACACUCAGCCAAACACUUCAGACAAUUCAAGUUCACAGUUUUAGGUUUAGUCCCUACUGUCCUGGGCAAUGACAACUUCAUAGCAAAGAUUGCUGAAUUUGAGGGAAGCACUUCAAGGCAAAUGGACGGUAUCUAUCUUGGUCUGAUUGAGGAGCUCUUGAAGCUUGUUACCACCACGGCACAGUAUUCAGAGCAACAAACACAAGAAACUGCCAAGAAAUUCUGGCGAGCACUACUGCACAAGGCAUAUGAUAUUAUUGAUAAGGUUAAUCAGCUCCUACCAACGAGUGUGUUUAUAGGAGUGAUACAAAGACUGCUUGUCAAUGACAAUGUUACCGUGAGACGUAAAGCAAUGGAGCUUCUGAAUGCCAAACUGGCGCACUAUACCAUACAACCCAAUCAGGUAAAUGAGCUUCUGGAUUUAGUGAACGACCUGGUAGCCUUUGUGGAAGGGCGUUGUUCAGGCGAGGAAACCACAGUCAAUCGGCAGACGGCACUGUACAGCUUGAAGCUGCUAGCAAGACUUCUAGCUGAACAAGAGCCUGCAAUAUUUACCAAGGUUCUGGAACUCUCCAUCAAGAUCUUCACGGCCAAAGACGAAAAUAUUCUGGUUGCCUCCAACGCCCUCCUCUGCCUUGCUGAAGUCUGUUCUGGUCUUAAAGCCAAUGCCAUUUCUUACCUUCCCCAAUUUAUGCCGAAUCUGAUAAAAAUGCUUCAGCCUUCAAAAGAACAAAAGAGUGCCCUACUUCUUUGCUGUGUUGUUACCCUUCACAAAGUGAUCAGCACCCUGCCACACUUCAUGAGUCCCUUCCUUGUCGACAUCUUGGUGCAUGUCUGUCUUCAGUCCGUGCGUGCAUCUGAAGAGACUGAGGAUGAAGAUGUGCCAAACCAAUCCACAAUGCAGGCACAGGUCCUGGACCGCCUUGCAGCAGUGAGGAAGGACCUGGCCAAUGCCAUCACCUCUCGUGUGUUGCUUCCGGCAGUGUCCCAGUGUUACUACACUCUGCUGGACACACAGCAACAGCCUGCCGUCACCCCCCUGCUAGACAUCCUCUCCGGCUCCAUCACAGCCAUGAGCACGAAAGAUGUGAUGUCGCACCAUGACCAGCUGUUCAAGGUCUUCCUGGUCUUGCUGGAUUUUAGGGUCACUCAACAUCAGUGUGGGCAAGGCCUCGUGGAGAAGAUUGAAGGUGGUGUGAUUGACAGUUUACUUAGCCUGGUCAUGAAGAUGUCCGAAGCAACUUUCCGACCGGUCUUUCUCAAGUUGGUAGAGUGGGCGACGCGAGGUAACGCUCAUAAGAGGCGCCUUUUGGUGUUCUACAGACUCUGUGUCAGUAUUGCUGAGAAACUCAAAGGACUGAUGACGCUGUUCGCUGGUUACAUCCUUAAGAACUGCGCAUCACUGCUUGACGCUAACAACUCCUCGAAAACAGACCAGCUCUUCUUUGAGGAAGAAGGCGUGGAGGACCAGAGAGGUAGUUCAGUGCAGCUAGUGAAGUUCAUCUUAGACUGUCUACAGAAAUGCCUGCUAUACUCCACCAAGGGCUUCAUCGACAAGGAGAGGUUCGACUGCUUGAUGCAGCCAAUCGUUGACCAGCUGGAGAACCAAUCAGACAAGGACAAGUUCCAGCAGCUUGUUACGGGUCACGUGGUCCCCUGCCUGGCACAACUUGCAGUGGCUUCUGGGAGUGACGUGUACUGGAAACCGCUGAACUACCAAGUCUUGCUCAAGACAAGACAUACCUCCUCCCAGGUGCGUUUCGCAGCCCUUAAGGCACUGGAGGAGCUUCACCGUCAGCUUGGCGAGGAGUUCAUCGUGCUUUUACUGCCAGAAAGUAUCCCUUUCCUGGCGGAGCUCAUGGAGGACGAGUGCUUCGAAGUCGAGCAGCAGUGCCAACACGUGGUCAGUGAGAUCGAAUCUGUGAUCGGUGAGCCGCUACAGAAGUACUUUGAGCCCUGAACGUAGCCUUUAGAAAACGAACUGGUGCAUAAGAAGCGGAGAACGCGGCCCUGAUUAACUUGCUGAAUAGACAGGAACACAUGAGCAGAGAGAGUCAAUAAUGUAACACGUGUCAGGGAAUCAGCUCAGGGAUUCCUUGGAGGUGAGCAGCUCUGAGAGGUAAUACCUCUGGCUCAAUAGACCUCCGACGAUUAAUCGCAAAUUAAACAGGUUAGGAUGUUACACUUCACUUCACUUCACUUUAAUAAAUUGCGCAACCUAUUGUACAAUAUGUCAGUGCGCAGCGCAGUGCCGAGUCUAAAGCCCAGCGUGGAAGGCCUCUGGGCAGCCUCUCAUGUCAAUUACAAUUACUGUGGAAGGUUGUUCCACAGUCUCAGUGCACGGGGCAAAAAACUAUAUUUAUAUAUGUCAGUUCUGGCGUUAGGAAUAGUAUAGAAUUCAGAGUGUUGAGUGCGGGGCAAGACGCGAGAAAUUUUCCUCAGAUCUUCGAGUGGCAGGAUAGAGGCAUUAUUUAGGCCACUGUUUAGGAGCACCAAUGAUGAGGUGCGCCUGCGGUCUUCGAGUGGCUGCCAACCCAGUUCGGAAAGGUGGCGCGUCAUUGUGCCGGGUUCGAAGGAGGAGUAGUCUGUAUGUUAGGGGACAUCUCCCAUUCAUCUCACGGCGACAUUGCUAUGUGUAUUCUACUUACGCAUCUGAAGCCCCGUGCAAACUGCGCCAGCACGGCGACAUUGCUAUGUGUUCUACAUACGCAUCUGAAGCCCCGUGCAAACUGCGCCAGCACGGCGACAUUGCUAUGUAUAUUCUACUUACGUGCAAACCCCGUGUAAGCCCCGUGCAAACUGCGCCAGCACGGCGACAUUGCUAUGUGUAUUCUACUUAGGCAUCUGAAUCCCCGUGCAAACUGCGCUAGCACGGCGACAUUGCUAUGUGUAUUCUACUUAGGCAUCUGAAUCCCCGUGCAAACUGCGUCAGCACGGCGACAUUGCUAUGUGUAUUCUACUUACGUAUCUGGAGCCCUGUGCAAACUGCGCCAGCACGGCGACAUUGCUAUGUGUAUUCUACUUACCCAUCUGAAGCCCCGUGAAAACUGCGCCAGCACAAGCCAGCAUUGCUGGCGAAUUCUUGCUCGACUGACCACAAGACAAAAGAAAUGUCAGGAAGUUCCACUUCCCAUUUUGACAUUUUCUUUGUCCUAUAGUCAGUCAAGCGAAAAUUCCGCCAACAAUGCUGGCUGGUGCUGGCGCAGUUUGCACGGGGCUUGACGUGUCAUACUCGGAGAAGAUGAUGUAGGACGCGAUGGCGAUGUUGCUUUCUGUCAUCUUGUUAACUUCACUAGCUCAACAUUGAAAUAAGUCUAUUAAAUUAUACAAAAGAA